AUACUAAACAUUUUCAAACUCAUUAUCUGCAAACAAUCAUCUUUUUAAGUACUGUAUAUAAUAUAUUUGCACUGUGUCAUCAAAGUAAAAGAUUGCUAAAAUAACGUAUGAUUUAAUAAUUAACUUAGAAAUAUUAGAAAUUCUAAACAACAUGUCCUUUGAUCUAAAAAAGUUCACUUAAAUUAUAGAAAUGUGUUUUUAAGAUAAGUCCUGAUAACAAUUUGUAUAAUGUGAAAUCAUGAUUUUUAAUACAGACAUUUAAUCUGUAAGCUGACUAGGUCAUAAUAGCUUAAAAGAGCAACCAUUUUUAUUAAAGAAACAAAUCAAUAAAAUUAAGAUAGAUAACGAAGCCAAUAUGGCAUCUUCGAAAGUAACAUGUAGAGUGAUAAUAGCCUGGAUACUCAUCCCUAUGGCGGCUGUCUUUCAAGGGUUGAUCUGUGUUCAAUUUCAACCAGAGGACUGGACAGACAACCUAUGGCCAUUGAACAUUGAUAAAGAUGCUGAGAUGUUUGAACUGCUGAAUGAAUAUUACAGCAAUGAUUCACUUGAAAACAGAGAAACAGUCAUAAUUAAUUACCUUAUGCUGCAUAUUUAUCCUUCAGAUAAGGACUACAAGCACUGUUCAGAAAAUAAAAUCCCAGGACAUCUUCCUUUCUAUGAAAAAUACAAAACUCUUCCAGAUGGAACAUUUACUCACUCCCAGACUAACACAUUUGGUAUAAGGGAAAAUGCAAUCGGAAAAUUAAAGUUAGUUAUGAUUCCUGAAAAUGCAAUGGAUAUUUACAACUGUUUUACCAGAUCAAACAAGGAUGUUAUUAAGCCUACAGAUGUAGAUUAUGAAUAUUGUAAAAACAAUUCUUUAUUAGUUGGCAAAUAUAACUGGACAACUCAAGAAUACCAUAUGAUAUGGGAUGACUUGGAAACAAAUGACAGGAUCCAAUUUAGGUCAAUUCCAAGAAAAUUUGAAUUAACAUCCGACACCUAUAAAGAAAUUGUAUAUUCAUGGUUGACUGGCGGUAGGAUGUCAUAUCCUUCAUUUCAACUAUUCAAUGAUAAAUAUGAUGUAAGCACUGUCUUACAUUAUAAUACUGAGCUAUGGAAUGCUUUAAAAUGUCAAAAUUCUAGUAUCGCCAAAACAAGUAGACUUAACUUAUACAAGUUAUUAUCAGGAAAAUGGAAGCCAGCUAACAUAAUUUCACAUCCAGUGUAUGUUGCUAACAUAUGUCUAUCAAGUCAAGAUUAUGUGUUCAUAAAUAGUAAGGAUAUGACAACAGAUAUUGUAGCACCAGAUGCAGCAUGGACCCUUUCUUACCAGUAUACUGGUUAUUUUGAAGAUGAAGCAAAUCCAUUUGGGUCUACACCUAGAGUUGAGUACUUAUUCAGACAUCAUAACAGCACUAAAUUCAAAGUUUUGAAAAAGGGACAGAAAUACACUAAACUUCCAAACAAUAAGUUAGAAUCAAGUUUUACAAUACACAGGGUGUCUAAAGAAAAUGAGGGAGAAUACAUGGCACUAUUUCUAGAUUUAAUGUCACAGCGCUGGAAAACCUCUCCACCCUUAUAAAAAAUUCAACCUUGAAAGUCCGAAUUUAAACCAUCGGACAAUCAUUGCACAAUCAUUGAUCCAAUCAUUUAUGCAACCAUGCCAACGGUUACAAUGCAACCAUUACAAUUUUGGUUGUAAACUCAUUGAAAAUAUUUCAAUCAUAUGUAACCAUUGUAAACGCUUGACAAUUUUGAUUGCAUUUCUUGUAACCGUUUCAAUCAAAUGCAACCCUUUAAAAUUAUGGCAAUAUUAUCUCAAUACAACACAAAAUAAUUAUGUUGCUCCUUAAAAUAUAUUUUUAAAUGUAUGUAUUUCAUGCAUACAUGUCAGAAUUUAAAUGGCUUGAUCAAAAAGAUAUUUAAAGUAUUGAAAUAGUUUAGUAAACUUGUCUUAUGAAUGAAAAUAUAUUGAACCAAUUUCCAUCUAACGUUGAAGGAUGGUGAUUGUCUCACUCACAUGUAUAUUAUCUAGAUAACAGCAAUGCUAAGGCAUAGCAACUUCCCUUGCUGCCAUGACUAUCAUUUUUACAAAAUC
Messenger RNA from Owenia fusiformis, 2080 nucleotides. The record is from the annotation of a GenBank genome assembly. Lineage: Eukaryota; Metazoa; Annelida; Polychaeta; Sabellida; Oweniidae.